AUGUCGGAGAUCAAGUCCGACCCCACCGCAGCUCCUGAGGCUCAACAGCCCGAGGUUACCGGCGAGAAGACCGUGACUGAGACUGUCAAGGAUACCGCUACUGAGGCUGUUGAGACUGCCAAGGAUACUGCCGUGAAGACUACCGACAGUGUGUUCUCCAUGUUCGGCGGUGGCCCCAAGAAGGAGAAGAAGGAGGAGGCCGAGGAGGGUGACGUUGAGCCAUCUGGCUCCGCCAAGGCCCAGAAGGCCGCUGCUGCUGAGGAGGAUGAGGCCCCUGAGUCUAUCGACGUCCACUUCGAGCCCGUUAUCCGUCUUACUGAGAAGGUUGAGACCAAGACCAACGAGGAGCUCGAGGAGCAGUCCUUCAAGAUGCGCGCCAAGCUCUUCAAGUUCGACCGCGACACCAAGGAGUGGAAGGAGCGUGGUACUGGUGAUGUCCGUCUGCUCAAGCACAAGGAGAACCACAAAACUCGCCUGGUCAUGCGUCGGGAUAAGACCCUCAAGGUCUGCGCCAACCACUACAUCGUCCCCGACAUGAAGUUGAGCCCCAACGUUGGCAGUGACCGCAGCUGGGUCUGGAACGCCGCGGCCGAUGUCAGUGAGGGUGAGCCCGAGGCUCAGACCCUGGCCAUCCGCUUCGCCAACAGCGAGAACGCCAACCUUUUCAAGGAGGCCUUCGAGAAAGCUCAGGGCGAGAACGAGAAGCUCUUCACCGCUGGCGCCGCCGCCGCUCCCGCCGCCAGCGAGUAA
Molecule: messenger RNA, 750 nt
Organism: Penicillium taxi
Lineage: Eukaryota; Fungi; Ascomycota; Eurotiomycetes; Eurotiales; Aspergillaceae
Product: Ran GTPase-binding protein YRB1
Exons: 4
Coding region: 1-750 (249 amino acids)
Biological process (GO): nucleocytoplasmic transport
Cellular component (GO): cytoplasm; nuclear pore
Molecular function (GO): GTPase activator activity
Source: RefSeq, a predicted model, not a curated record